UGCACAUGCCCCCAGCCAAGGCUGCCACCAGAGCUCCAGGUUGGUGCAGGUACCAGAUAGCCCCAAGGAGGAGCUGCUGACCUGGCAGGGGACAACCAAAACACAGGUAAAAUCACACUGCCUGCAACCCGGAGAAACAGAAUUGGAACCCAGGGCCAGACCAGCUGCAGAGACCAAAACAAAGGAAGCAGGACCCUUGUUUUCCAAGGGCUUUGUCUUCAGAGGCAAUAUGUCAGAGGCGGUGGGCACUUUCCGAAUGGUCCCUGAAGAGGAGCAGGAGCUCCGGGCCCAGCUGGAGAAGCUCACAACCAAGGACCAUGGGCCUGUCUUUGGCCUGUGCAGCCAGCUGCCACGCCAUACUUUGCAGAAGGCCAAGGAUGAGCUGAAUGAGAGGGAGGAGACUCGGGAGGACGCGGUCCGGGAGCUGCAGGAGCUGCUGCAGACACAGGCGGCCUCUGGGGAGGAGCUGGCCCUGGCAGUGGCAGAGAAGGUGCAGGGAAGGGACAGCGCCUUCUUCCUGCGCUUUAUCCGGGCCCGCAAGUUCAACGUGGGCCGCGCCUACGAUCUGCUCAAAGGCUAUGUGCACUUCCGGCUGCAAUAUCCUGAGCUCUUCAGCAAUGUGUCCCUCGAGGCCGUCCGCUGCACCAUUGAGGCGGGCUACCCUGGUGUCCUCUCCAGCCGGGACAAGUACGGCCGAGUGGUCAUGCUCUUCAAAACUGAGAACUGGCAGUAUGACGAAAUCACCUUCGAUGAGAUUUUGCAGGCUUAUUGCUUCAUCCUGGAGAAGCUACUGGAGAACGAGGAAACUCAAAUUAACGGCUUCUGCAUCAUUGAGAACUUUAAGGGCUUUACAAUGCAGCAGGCUGCCAGCCUCCGGCUCCCGGAUCUCAGGAAGAUGGUGGACAUGCUGCAGGAUUCCUUCCCGGCCCGGUUCAAAGCUGUCCACUUCAUCCACCAGCCGUGGUACUUCACCACCACCUACAACAUGGUCGCGCCCUUCCUGAAGAGCAAGCUGCUGCGGAGAGUGUUUGUCCACGGAGACGACCUCUCUGGCUUCUUCCAGGAGAUUGACAAGAGCAUCCUGCCUGCUGACUUUGGGGGCACCCUGCCCCCAUAUGACGGCAGGGUGACUGCAGAGCAGCUCUUUGGGUCCCAGGCCCAAGUUGAGAACACGGCCUUGUGAGGCACCUUCUCCAUCCGAGCUGUAGUUAGCAUCACUGGCCUCGCCUCAGCUGUCCCGGACCCAGGCUGGCAAAGGGUUGCCUGAGGUGACGGUAGUUUCCCUACCCUCCCUACCCUUCCCUGCCAUCCCCAAGAUGGGGGAGGGACAGUAAAUGAGGGGGAGUCCUGUGAACAGAAGGAUCGGGUGGUUACAUCCCCAUCUGCCUCAGAAGCUGUAGGACAGUGAUUUUGUGUGAAGGUGAAUUUCAGACUCCAAUUAGGCCUCUCGAUAAUUUCCUUUGUCAGAGUUCAGCUGCUUAGGGUCUGUAAAAACAGACAAGGAAGCAGGGUUACCUCCCCUCAACAAUAAAUAGGAUCAAAG
Molecule: messenger RNA, 1543 nt
Organism: Fukomys damarensis (Damara mole-rat)
Lineage: Eukaryota; Metazoa; Chordata; Mammalia; Rodentia; Bathyergidae
Gene: Rlbp1
Product: retinaldehyde binding protein 1
Exons: 9
Coding region: 230-1183 (317 amino acids)
Cellular component (GO): membrane
Molecular function (GO): phosphatidylinositol bisphosphate binding
Source: RefSeq, a predicted model, not a curated record